This is a messenger RNA of Caretta caretta (loggerhead turtle), 8521 nucleotides long. The record is from RefSeq and is a predicted model, not a curated record. NCBI's taxonomy places the organism in Eukaryota, Metazoa, Chordata, Testudines, Cheloniidae.
CGCGGCCUGGGCAUUUGCAUGGGCUGAAGCAAAGCGGCUUGCUCAGGGACAGUCUGUUUUUAUUUUUAGCCGGCCGCUCAGCUCGCCUUGCAGCGGGGCGGGGCGGGGACAAGGCUGGCUCCCCGCGGGGCGGCAGGACGGGGACACCAGCAGCGAGGUUGCUGCCGGCGAGCAGCAGCCAGCUGGGGCUGCGAGGUGCUCCGAGGCAGGGAGCCGCGGCCUCUCGCUGGAGGAUCUGCCCGCGGCUGGGUCACUCGGCUCUUCCGUGCGAGCCUCCUGCGGCGGAGGCACCGGCAAGGCUUUGCAAAUGGCCAGUCCUCGGCGAGAGCUGGAAGAGGUCGCGCCGCUGCCGCAGCAGCAAGCUGCCCGCCCUGAGCCAGCCUUCGGCGAGGCGCGGCGCUGGAUCGAGCAAGUCACAGGCAGAAGUUUUGGUGACAAAGAUUUUCGUUCUGGAUUAGAAAAUGGUAUUCUGCUUUGUGAGUUACUGAAUGCAAUAAAGCCUGGACUGGUAAAAAAGAUCAAUAGACUGUCGACCCCUAUUGCAGGGUUGGACAACACCAUCUUAUUCUUAAGAGGCUGCAAAGAGCUGGGGCUUAAAGAAUCUCAACUUUUUGACCCGGGUGACCUUCAGGACACAUCAAACAGAACAACAAUCAAGAACAUUGACAACAGUAGGAAGCUGAAAAAUGUACUAGUUACCAUUUAUUGGCUGGGGAAAGCAGCAAACAGAUGCACUUCAUACAGUGGAGCAACGCUGAACCUGAAGGAGUUUGAAGGAUUGCUGGCACAGAUGAGAAAGGAAACCGAAGACAUUGAGAGCCCCAAACGCAACAUUCGUGACAGUGGUUAUAUUGAUUGUUGGGACUCUGAACGCAGCGAUUCCCUUUCCCCCCCUCGCCACGGCAGAGAUGAUUCCUUUGACAGUCUGGAUUCAUUUGGUUCCCGCUCACAGCAGACACCGUCUCCAGAUGUAGUGCUCAGAGGAAGCAGCGAUGGGAGAGGCAGUGACUCUGAGUCUGACUUGCCACACCGAAAGAUGCCAGACGUGAAAAAAGAUGAUAUGUCUGCAAGGCGGACGUCGUAUGGCGAACCUAAAUCAGUUGUGCCUUUUAACCAGUAUCUCCCGAAUAAGAGUAACCAGACUGCCUAUAUACCAGCUCCUCUUCGGAAAAAGAAAGCUGAACGAGAGGAGUACCGGAAGAGCUGGAGUACUGCUACUUCACCACUUGGAGGAGAGAAGCCUUUCCGCAAAAACCACCCUGAAACCAUAGAAGAAGAACAAAGUGAGGCACCAAGACGACAUGAAGAGGAGCAGGUGGGAUGCAUGGCUUCCAGGACAAACCCCAGUAAAAGUCAAGUAGAUUUGAAUCAAAAUAAAGGAGAGACCAUAGGUCAGUUUCCUUCAGGUAGUGCCAAAGAAACUUCAGUGCACAAGUGUAAAGAGAAAGAUGCAGAGGAGAUCAGAAAGUUAAGAAGGCUUGAACAAGCUGGUAUUAAGGUCAUGCCAGCAGCACAACGCUAUGGCAGUCAAAAGCAAAUAUGUGAAGAUAGUGAACCUACCCCAGACGUCAUCCUUCACAAGGAGAAACCCUCUAUGAUGCAUUAUCAAGGGAAGGAUUCUGGAUCAGAAGAUGAAGCCGUGUGCAGAGUUCCUGAUCUAGAAAAGGAUGACUUUGCAGCCCGGAGAGCAAGACUGAAUCAGCCCAAACUUACAGUGUCAUUUAACCAGUUUUUAGUUGGGCCCUGUACAAAUAAAGAUAAAGGUAAACUGGAAGGUGUUAAAAAGCCAUCACAGAAGGAAAAACAGGAAUAUGCCAGAGCAAACCAGGUACAUAUGGCAUCAGCGAGGCAAAUUGUUACACAUAAAGAAAACCCAUUCCUGCAGUCUCAGGAUCCCGAGUCGGAGAAGGAAGAGCAGGUGAAAGUGCCUGAUAUUCAAAGAGAUGACCUAGCUAAACGAAAGAUUCAAAGUAACCUUACCCAGCAACAAGAGUCUCCAGUGUUUGUGAAAGCUUCUAUAACACAAGCAGAUUUGGAGACGUGGGACAGACUGAAAGUGUCUGAGGAGCUCAGUGAAGUAGCAGGGUCAGGUACAGAUGAAUAUUGCCAAGGAAUCCAGUUGGCUGCCUGUAUUGUCUCUCAGAACCAAACUCCACGCAGAGUGAGUGAAUGGCAUGAAAGCAGGGAGGAAGAGCUUGAUGGGAGUUCACCAAACAGUUGGAGAGAUGAUAUGAUGACUAGAAGGAUGGGAACCUUUCAGAGGCAGACUAGCCCGGUUUGUAUGCCAUAUUCUCCCAUGUCAGUUGCCCAUCAUCCACUGCAGCAACAGAAAGAAGUAAUUCAUAAGAGAGACUUGAAGACUCCACAGAAAGCAGAAAGCAGUUUGCCCUUGAACUGCACAAUGGAACAACAUCAUGGAACAGUUUCACCUGCCUCCGUGGGCUGCAAUGUGACAAGGGAUGAGAGCCAUGAGAAACUGAAAGAUCAUGACCAAAGUAGGGGUGGGACAAAACACCAAGUGAGAAUUCCAGAUCCAAGAAGAGAUGACAUGAUGGCAAGAAGAACUGGAGCUUUUCUAAAGCAGCCUGGACCAAGUGUUAAACAGUUCCUUCCAGUUCCUUUUUCAAAGCAGCAGAGUAGCCAGGAGGGAACUAAGGAACUUGUAAAGCCUGAAAAGAAAGUGAAGAGCACCACCACUGGCUCAAUCAACCAUGAAAAAUGUCCACGAAUCUGUGCUAACAGUCCUCAGAGACUGGCAAUGCAGCCUCAACACAGAGAAGAAAAAGAGCAAGAAAGACAACAUCUCCCUGAUACAGGACAAGAUGUGGCUUCCACUAUUCACAUGAGUAGUCAUAGUCUUGAUCAAAUUCACCCAGAUCAAACUUCACAGCUUCAGAAAGUUCCUGAGAGAAACAAAAAAGUGGUGUCAUCCAGAGACGAACAACUGCAAACAUUCGGCCCCAGAACUGCUGUGUCUGAUGACGCAGAGAGUCUGAGUAUGUUUGACAUGAGGUGUGAAGAUGAAGCUGUGAUGCAGCCUCACAGCAAGGCUCGCCAUGAAAAACUACAGCAUAUUCACAACCAACUGAAAGAGGAUGAGGACAGAUGGCAAGACGAUCUGGCACGAUGGAAAAGUCGCAGAAGAAGCGCUUCACAGGACCUAAUUAAAAAAGAAGCAGAGAGAAAAAAGAUGGAAAGAUUAUUGAGUGGCAGUGAUGGAACAAGUGAGCGAAGGAAAAGCAUCAAGACUUACAGAGAAAUUGUGGAAGAGAAAGAGAGAAGAGAAAAGGAGCUGCAUGAGGCCUACAAGAAUGCCAGGUCACGUGAGGAGGCAGAGAGCAUACUCCAACAAUACAUUGAAAGGUUCACCAUUAGCGAAGCUGUCCUUGAACGCUUGGAGAUGCCAAAAAUUCUGGAAAGAAGCCAUUCGGUGGAGCCAAAUUCAUCAUCACCACUGAAGGACCCAAAUCCUAUGAGAUACUUACGGCAACAAUCACUGCCUCCUCCAAAAUACACUGCCACGAUCGAAGCAACCAUUGUUCCCAUCAGCGAAUCGGAAGCCAGUGUUUCAACAGGCCAAACAUCUCCAAGCAAAACUGUUGUCUCCAAGGCUGUGCCUAUGCUGACACCCAAGCCUUACGCACAACCCAAAAACACACAACAGGUCUUGAAAACAUUUAAGGUAGAUGGAAAAGUCUGUAUGAAUGGCGAAACCUUCAAUGGACUUGAAGAGAAGGAUAAAGAAUGUACAACAGUGAUAUUUGCUCCUUCACUAAGAAGAUCUCCAAAGUUUGAAGGGGUCACAGAGGAUGGAUCUCUGGUGGAACUGAAACAGGACACCACUAGCAUUGAGCUCAGUUUAAAGAGGCCUGCCACUCACACUGUGCACAGAGAGCUGACAGCCUCCUUCACUGAAGAAGUUAAACCAGCCAACCAAAAAGAUGAAACUGAUGCUGGAAGGCCAGAAAUGAUGAAUUUGGGGUUUGCUUCACCAGGUGCAGAACAGAAACAAUUCAAGACAACUGUUACUUGUGCCCGCCCUGCUGUGCCCAGCGUGGAGUUCCCUCUUAGCACCCAUUCUGAAGAAGCAGCUUCAAAAGAUAAAGAUCUGAAGAAACCUGAGACAGAACAACAGAAGGAAGCAGAGAUCCUAGUUACACAGAAGGUAGUGAAGUCAAGUGCUCCAGAACAAGAAGGGGUUAUAUUAUUUCCAUUUUUGAAGAAAGUACCUGAGACCAGCCAAGUUAUUCUGCAGAACUCUGAUCAACAAGCAGACUCUGAUAAUAGUGACAAGUCAAAUUGUUUCAGUUUCUGGUCCUGGGAUCCAGAAGAGGAACGAAAGCGACAGGAAAGAUGGCAGCAAGAACAGGAACGCUUGCUUCAAGAGAGGUACCAGAAGGAGCAGGACAAGCUGAAAGAAGAAUGGGAAAAAGCACAGAAAGAAGUUGAAGAGGAGGAGCGUAGAUACUAUGAGGAGGAGCGCAAGAUAAUUGAGGAUACUGUAGUUCCGUUCACUGUUUCUUCAAGCUCUGCUGAACCCCUCUCCACUUCUUCCUCUGUCACUGAAGGAAAUGGGACAAUGAACAUGAUGGAACUGAGUGACUCUCAAGAGGAAGAGAAACAAAAGGAAAUUAAAAGACAGCAGAAAUUACCCUGGGAGCAGAAGGGUGCAUCAUUAGCCAAAAACAAGAAAAGUGAGCCAUGCCUGGAAAAGAAAAGCAGUGUAAAUAAAGUGCCCACAGAACAUCCAGAGACUAUUCUUCAGAGGGGAAGUGAGCAGGAUCACCAGGUGUCAGUGACAGAGCACAGCUCACAUGCCAUACUGAAUCUACCAUUGACUCAGGUAUUCAGUUUACCCCACUCUGUAACUUCAGAUGUGUCGUGGAAUCAGCAGUUGUUAAUGAAACAGUCACCACACAUUUCAGAAGAAGUUAGACAGAAAACAUCUCUGGAUCAGAGCACAGGCCAGCAGGCUAAUUCCCCAGGCGAAAGGAGAAGGACAGGCUGUCAUGAGAAUUUCAGGCCUGGACUGUCAUCUCCAUGUUCUCCUACACCUCAAAGCCACUCACCCAACAGGUCUGUCAGUGGAAAGAAACUAUGUUCUACCUGUCGUCUUCCUCUUGGAAAAGGAGCUGCCAUGAUUAUUGAAACACUUGGUCUAUAUUUUCACAUUAAUUGCUUCAGGUGUGGAAUUUGCAAGGGAGAGCUUGGAGAUGCAGCAAGUGGAACAGAUGUCAGGAUUAGAAAUGGUCUUCUCAACUGCAAUGAUUGUUACGUCAGAUCCAGAACUGCUGGGCAGCCAACAACGUUGUGACAGGAAUGUCAGUCCUAAAAACUUUCUGCAAGAAGGAGCCUCCCCAUCAUGUCCCUAGGGCUGCUUCCAGACAAUCACUUGUAAGAGCUCGUAUCCAUGGACUUCAUAGCUCCCAUCUCAUUUUGUAAUGCUCCUAUAAAAGGCUGCAUCUGCUACUUUAAAGCACAGUAUGAUUUUUUUUCCCUUUCUUAGUGAAUUUGCAUAAUAUGUACGAAGAACAUUUGGUAAUUCAUAUCUGAAGUAUUAAAAAAGAGGCUUUCCAUAGUUUCAAACAAGUUUAUGAUUUUAAAUCUGUUGUUUUGCUCUUUUCAAAGUCAGAAAAGAUUCAAUAAACCUAUUUUGUUUUAAUACUUCUAGGAAUUAAAAAAUUAAGUUCACAGAACUGUUAUGGAAGUUCUAGAAUAUGUCCAUUCAAGAUGAAAAAUUGUUUAAAGAUCGCAUCUAAUUAGUGCAUUUGCAAAACUAAACAUCACAAGUGACUUUUCUGUUCUUACUGAAACUUUAGCUUUUUUACACAAAGACACUAGUUUAAUAAUACAUACUGCAAUUCUGAAACAUUUUGUUUUAUGUUACCUUCAGUGGAGGGUAGGAGUUAUACAAAUAAAUUAUUGCACCUUUAGCAUCAGGAUUUUUUUUCAGUGUGUGUAUACAUCAAGUAAUGUUCAACAAUAUAGCUUAAUAGUCUAUCAAAUAAAGAUUCCUUCAUUAAGCCUGAAAGAGUGUAUGCCAUUAGCAAUUGCAAAAAUCCCCAGUAGGAUAAUAAAGAGGAAAUCUUUUCUUAACGUGUACAGAAUUAUACAGUACUACCAAAUUCUUGGGGGGCUGGCGUGGAUGAAGCUGAAUCUAGCAGUGGUGGGUUGUUGGUACAGCUAAGGGGAUCUAUUGGCUUGUAAUUUUCUCAUGGCCAGUAGAGUUGUUACAAAUGAAUUAGAAGAUCUUAUGAAUCUGAUACCUUAAUGAGAUUCUAUAUAGUAGAAAUUCAUUUACAAACCAGACAGGUUGCUUUGGGUCCCAUAAAGGGUCAAUAUAAUUAGAAUGUGUCAAACUAUAAACAGCUGUGAUUCAGUGCAGUACAUCAGUGGACUUGAAUCUGUGUUCCUUGUACAUACAACUCUCAUUACACUCGGGGUGACUGUGAGUGUAUAAAGAAUGCAGGAUGAGGUCCAAUCUGUAACAUUUUACAAAACAAACACAAAAACUGUUAAGCGCAUUUGGGUCAGUUGCACCCUGUGCAUUAUAAUAAGUAUAUUCUCCCAUUAGUGCGUACCAGUAGCUCCCUGAAACAGCAACUGGAGCUGUGGGUGUAGAGAUCAAAAAUAUAGACACAUUUUAGCUGACACAUUACAGUUGUAAAAUAUUACAGUACUGGUUUCUAACUGUACUACAUGGUGAAUUUCAGCAGGCUGAUAAAGAGAAAUUAUUCGAAAGCAUCACACUUAGCAGCUUAAGAUGCUCUUUAAAAAUGGGGGAAAAAAUCUAUUUAUUCUGCCUUAAAACCAUGAUCAACUAAAAUUAAGAGAUUCCUUAUUGUAUGUGACAGAAUAUGUACACAUCCAUUGUCUUUUGAUGUGUUGGUAAAAGGAAAUAAAGUGGAUAUUAGGUGAGCAAUAAUUUUUUUUCUAAGUGUUUAUAUUGAUAGCAUCUAUUUAUUUAAAAUGCUAGACAGUUAUUUGCAUGCAAGUUGCGUGCUCAUGCAGAAAUACUUUGUCACUGAAAACAUUUGUACAAUGUUGUAAUUUUAAGACAUUGUUGCUCUCUAAUAGAAAGUUGCAUAUUAUUUCAUUAAAACUGUGCCUUAGAAAAUGCAAAGCUGUUGCACACGGUGGUGACUUAUGGAUGCAAUAAAUCCCGAGAGUAAAGCUAACAGGACUUCAGAUGGGGGUUAUUUAAAAAAAAAAAACUACAAAAAAUAAUAAAAAAGAAACUUUUGGAUAUAUACAGCAACAUCCAAUGUUGUGAUUAACCGUCUGCAUGAUUUACUGUUCAAUGUUUUGAUAACCUUGAUGUUUCCAUGUUUACACUUUGCAUGUUGUCAUCAUAAUACUUUAUUGCAAAUAAUGCACAAUAUGAAAAUUCAAAAUACAGAUUUUUAUAAAGUACUUUUUUACAUCUAUCUAACUCCAACUGUUACACUAAGGGUAUGUGACUAUUAUAUUCUGGGCCUAAUUUUCAAAACAUGACUUCCAUUUUUGCAUGCUUGAGUGUGAACCUUUGAUAUUAGUCAUUAACACUUAUGCACACAGGUGAUAAGAUUUAGAUGUGUAAAUCAGUCACCUGUGUGUACAAGUGUUGGAUGUCACACAGGUCUGGUCUGUUUCUAAUGAAGUCAGUGGUAAACUCCCAGUGCUUUUAGCAGAAGCAUGACUGGAGACAAAAUGCAUGUGCAAGUUGGAGUUUUUAUGUGCAGAGUUGCAAACGCACAAAUGGAUCUCUGAUUGAAGCCUCUUGAAAAUUUAGCCCUCCUUUCUCUCAUUUUUUCAUAUAUACAUAUUUUAGUGGGGCUAAUUGCAUAUGUACCAAAGCUAAUACAAAGCAGCAUUCUUAGACCACACAGUGUUUUUCCAUAAUGAACAACUAGUCACCAGCACAGAACAUUUUCUAAAUGCUAAUUGCCAAUGGUUUGUGUUUGUUUGAUUUAUUUUUUUCAUUUGGAGCCUGUCAAAUGGCAGUUCGGUCAGGCUAAGGCCUAGCUUUUUCCAAUUCAAACACAAGUUUGAUUUUUUUGUUUUUUGUGGUUGCCGGAAAAAUAAUGCUUUACUACAUUGAGCUACCACGUAAAUGUGUUUGUUUCACAAAGUGAUGUAUUGUUGCUGAGCAAGUACAAUGUAAUGUUUUUUAGCUCUUACAAAAGCUUAUUUACCACCUUGUUACUUCAGAGAACAUGGAUAACUGUCAUAACCAUUUUAUGUAUUUCACUACCAAACUUUCAUAGUGGGUUUUCCUUACUCCUGCUCUGUAGUGUUAUUGAUGGAAUACAUACUGUAGCUGUCCAUACAUGACAUAAUAGUUGGUGAGCUAAAAGGGAUCCACCUUAUAUGCAGGGACAAGAAUUACUGUCCUAGUUGGGCUAAUGUUCCAUACAGUGACACUAAUCUUCACUUACAAUAUUUAUUCUGAAAUGCCUCUGGAAAGUAGGAAAAAAUUGUCUAAAAUGCAACAGCUUUUAUAGUUAAUGUAUGUUUAUAAAUAAAAUGUAGAAUAAAUUUA